CGGAAUCUGACAGUGUGACUCAUUUCUCGUGAUUCGGUCCUCGGAAUAUGUCAGUGUCACUCAUUAUCCUGUAUUUGUGUUCUCAGAACUGGACCUGUUACCGUGAUACGACCCGCAAGUUAUGUGACUGGUAUUACGAUCGUCCUUCAACUUCCUCACAAGCUGACCAAUACGCCGCGACCAGCCCACGACUAGCGGUGUCCUCCGAUGGGAACUAUCAAGGAGAAAACCAGACUGUCGCCCCCAACACCAUGUACUCUUAUAGCGACCAGUUCUGGAACGACCACUAUAGACAGCUGAAGACCGACCCCGGCCAAAGUAGUACAACGUUCACCUACUACAAGUCCUCAAAUCCUGUAAGCAGACCUAUUUCGUUGCCUGGAAAACAGACGUGGUGCUGCGGAAUGAGUACUCCCUUCCAGGUCGCCAUGGCGAAGCUAUAUCCCGGAUAUUGUACUGCUGUGGAAGUUGGUGACGUAAAACUUCCGUCUGACGAAGGAAGUUCUGUUGAUCCGUGCCACAUUCCACAGCAUGAAUCAAAUGAUGUAAUUGGCAGUUCUGUAGAUCCUCACUGGACCUUAGGUGACAAUAUCAGUGAUGUUGACUGAAUCGAGGGAUGUAGCUACAUGUAUGUAUACGACGGAGACUGCUUGGAAUGGAGCUGGUAACCUGCCCCUGGUCACAAGUAGGACGGAAUAGAAGGAACACGGUCGACAUUCUUACAAUCGGAAUGUCAAAGUAUGUUCUAGAAUGUCGUUGGAUCAUUAUUUACAGGAAAAAUAGUAUUCAAUAGAAAUCGAUUGAGAUCUGGGUCACACCAACCAACUUAAGCUUUGUGUUGUGGAACGUGAUGGUGCUAUUGUGAGCACACACAAAAAUGGCGCGUAUUUAGUUGUGGACAUUUAGAAAUGGAUGAUCAUCUUGGCUACAUGACAUAUACAGCUGUAAGUUCUAAAUAAUGGUAGUCAUACAAUGUAUAUACAGCAGUAUGUUCUAAACAAUGGUUGUCAUACAAUGUAUAUAUACAGCAGUAUGUUCUAAAUAAUGGUAGUCAUACAAUGUGUAUAUAUACAGCAGUAUGUUCUAAAUAAUGGUAGUCAUACAAUGUAUAUAUACAGCAGUAUGUUCUAAAUAAUGGUAGUCAUACAAUGUAUAACGUACAGACUCACGCUGAAGAAGUUUGACAGACCAGUUUUGUUUUCGGAUGUGUUGAAAUGGAAUGUCUGCUUGUAAGGGCACGUCAAAAAUGUGUUGAAUGGUAGCCUUCUUGAAAGUUAUACCUCGGUUAGGGGGUGUUGUUAUACAUGUAUACAUUUACAUUUUACAUUGAUAACUAAAUAUAGAAGAACAUUUGGACAUUACAUUUAUAAAUGAAGGCAAGACGUAUGUAAACACCUUGGGAGUCUAUGUUUGGGCCGAUGAUAAUGAUAAAUGAUGAUGAUGGUGGUGGUGGUGGUGGUGGUGAUGAUGAUGAUGAUGAUGAUGAUGAUGAUGAUGAUUUAAGGUCAAAUGUUGCAAAUAGCCAUCUUAUAAAAAAUAAGAAAUCUUGUGUACUAAAUAUUUUAUUGAUUAGUGGGUGAGUGUAUAUCUAUGUGAGCAUCUGUUGACCUUAUUUUUAUAUCUUAUGUCAUCAAAAAAUUAUCUUCAAUCAAUUCA
Pecten maximus is the source of this 1656-nucleotide messenger RNA. RefSeq lists its product as uncharacterized. The coding region runs from base 48 to 608 and encodes 186 amino acids. Lineage: Eukaryota; Metazoa; Mollusca; Bivalvia; Pectinida; Pectinidae. The transcript is spliced from 4 exons. The record is from RefSeq and is a predicted model, not a curated record.